AUGUCGACAGCAGCAACGAAACGACGCGUUUCGUACAGAAUCCCUUCGCCUUUAGAUCCUGUUCCUCGCCUACGCCUUCCCGAUCCAACAACAUCUCGUUUCGGACUUACAGGUCCAUUGUUAAUCCCGAUAGAUGGUGUUGCAGAAUCUGGAGAACACGGUCAUUCUCAACACCCAAGAGCUCGACAACUACCAGUUCCUAAACAUCCACGCCAUCGUUUGGGAGUAACCUCGCUUGCUUUGGACACAUGUACCCAACUCGCUGGUCAUGGUUCACCGCAGGGAAUUCUAUAUUCUGGUGGUCGGGACGGAAUGGUCAAUUCAUGGGACUUGCAUGUACCCAUGCGUACUAGACAAAGAGCACGGAAUGUGACCCGGUCUAGAGAUGUGUAUGAGAAGUAUAGAUGGGAGAUAAUGACAGGUUGGGCAGACGAUGUUGAUGAAGAUAAUGAUGAUUUCGGGGACGGCGACGUGCUGGGUGAAGUCACUGGAUCUCAACGAAAACGUCGGGAAGAGAUCAAUGAAGUUCCGUAUGAAGAACGCUGGGAGAUGCGCAAAGAUUCCAAUGACCUUCCCCCUACAACGUUUCGACAGUGUGCAGAGAUGCACUCAGAGUGGAUCAACGAUAUCGUCCUGUGCAAUUACAAUCAGAACGUGGUAUCUGCCUCGUCAGAUGGCACCAUCAAGGCCUGGCAGUUACAUGGAGACAUAUCAACCCUUGGCCAUCAUGAAGAUUACGUUCGCUGUUUGAGCGUAUGCCGUGAACAAAACUGGAUUGCUUCAGGUUCAUUCGACCGUACAAUCAAAUUGUGGGACCUCGGACAUGGAUCAUCGAACCCUGUUGUGACAAUGGUACCCGUCGAUGCCGCAAAAGACCCCAAGACCAGCGUUUAUGCUUUAGCUGCAGAUUCGCGUGGUCACGUCAUUGCUAGCGGGAGUCCAGAGCGAAUAGUCAGGUUAUGGGACCCUAGAAGUGGGAAGGGAACAGGCAAACUUGUUGGUCAUACAGAUAACAUCCGCGCCAUUCUUAUAGCUGACGAUGGGAGAUAUCUCCUCACAGCAUCGGCGGAUGCUUCUAUCAAGCUUUGGUCGCUCUCAUCGCCUCAAAGAUGCCUUCACACAUUCACCCAUCACACUGAUUCUGUUUGGUCACUCUUUUCCUCUCAUCCCUCCCUCGAAACCUUCUACUCUGGAGACAAGAGUGGUUUAGUUUGUCGUGUCGAUGUCAGUGAUGUAGGGGCAUUCGAGAGUGGUGAUUCAACCACAAGUUUGAGCGCUGUGGGCUCCAGUCCUAUCAUAGGAACAGAGAUCGGGUUUGAUGCGGGCAUGGGUGUCAGUUCCGGUGAAUGCAUGUUGGUCGCUAGUGUUCGUUCUGGGUCAGGUUUUGGUGCAUGUGAGACGGGUGUGGACAAGAUCGUCGUCCUGGACGAUCGGUUACUUUGGACAGCCUCUGGUACGAGCUCUGAGAUAAAAAGAUGGCGUCUCCCCCCAAAAACGAGCAAAAACAGAGGAAGAGCCAUUGUUUCCAACCCUGGCCCUUCUUCUGUCAGAGAGAGAAGCAGCAGUACAACUGCGACAGCUGAGGAUGAUUUCAGUCGGGCUCUACACGAAUCCCCGGAAUCUACGUCAGUCCCUCUACCUUCUGUUAGUACAUUCAAACAGCACAAACAUCGUUCUCACACCAACACACACUCACCAUCAUCUCUUUCCGCCUCCCGCCCGCUUCCUCACCACAACCACAACUCGUCGUCCUCAAACCAUCAUUCCUCCCCUUCUCUUCCUCAACGCUCAUACACCGCCUCCCUCAUUCGACUUCCAUCCGCAGCUCAUGAUAUCACGGCAUUCCUCCAUAAGAGCCAAGGAAAAGAUGCAGAACUAGCUUCUCUAGCUAGUCAUUUCAGAGCAUCGAGUCCCAGCCCUUCAAUAGCACUAUCUCAUUCUCGUUCUUCUUUCUCUCACCGGCCGCCUGAACAAUACGAAACUACGCAGGUGGAGCUCUUACCUGAGCUAGCUUCUGAAGCAAUACCUUAUAACGCCGAACCAGAUUCCAUAAUCCCCGGAGAUACGGGACUUGUCAGGCGAAUUUCAUCCUCUUCUUUCCUUUGCAACCAAAGCUGA
This is a messenger RNA of Marasmius oreades (fairy-ring Marasmius), 2118 nucleotides long. RefSeq lists its product as uncharacterized. NCBI's taxonomy places the organism in Eukaryota, Fungi, Basidiomycota, Agaricomycetes, Agaricales, Marasmiaceae. The transcript has 4 exons. The coding region runs from base 1 to 2118 and encodes 705 amino acids. Gene Ontology annotation, cellular component: small-subunit processome. The record is from RefSeq and is a predicted model, not a curated record. Gene Ontology annotation, molecular function: protein binding; snoRNA binding.